AAAAAAGGUUUUGACGUGUAUGUUUAUUUUGAAAUCUACAAAGGGAUACUCAACUGGAAGAUGGAUGGUACAUUUUUGACAGUCGUAUGGAUUUUAGUUGUCGAAAUGCAAAUGAGCUUAGGUCAGGAAAAUGGUAUCAUACGCCUUGGAUAUAUCACUGGGUCAAAACGGCCAAACACUGAUAAAAUGAGUAUGUAUAGAAAGCCGGGACAAGUAAUAUCAGGAGCUAUUACACUUGCUGUUAACGAAAUAAACAACGACACCACAGUCUUACCAAAUCAUAAACUCGAGUUUGUUAUCGCAGAAACGUAUGGAGAAGAAGCGAUUAGCGUUAGAGAGACCGCUAUGCUUCCAAACAAGAAUAUUUCGGCGUAUAUCGGCCCACAGGAGACGUGUGUGCACGAAGCUUUCAUCGCCAGAGGUUUUAAUCUCCCCAUGAUUUCUUACUACUGCCCAGAUUAUGAAGUCUCUGACAAAGAUAUGUACCCAACAUUUCUACGGACACGCCCUCCUGAUUCACAGAUAUCUAAGUCAGUUGUGUCGUUGUUGCUUGGUCAGAAUUGGAAGAAAGUGUCGUUCAUAUACAGUAGCAAGUUUGCUCAUAUUGCGGACACAAUAUCAGAGCUUCUCAAGGAAAAUGAGAUCUCGGUAUCAAAUACCCGGAUGUUUACAGGGCCAUACUUUCACGGUCACGGCGAGAAUCCCUUCGUCAGAAUCGUUAAAGAUACUUACAUAACUACUAGAAUUUAUGUGAUGUUGGCCGAACACUACGAGUUUGUUGGAUUAAUGAGUCAUCUGCAAAACAAGGGACUCUUGGACACAGGCGAAUAUUUUGUCAUCGGGGUUCAGCCCUACCAGUAUGACCCCAUAGCCCCGGCAAGUUAUAUCCAAGGUAAGUAUUUCCGUUACCCAAUACGCCUCCAUAUGUCACGCCAACAAUAA
Messenger RNA from Owenia fusiformis, 942 nucleotides. Lineage: Eukaryota; Metazoa; Annelida; Polychaeta; Sabellida; Oweniidae. The record is from the annotation of a GenBank genome assembly.